This is a messenger RNA of Phalacrocorax carbo (great cormorant), 13945 nucleotides long. Lineage: Eukaryota; Metazoa; Chordata; Aves; Suliformes; Phalacrocoracidae. The record is from RefSeq and is a predicted model, not a curated record.
GAGGGCGGGCGGCUGAGGCAGAGGAGGGCAGCUGCCGCCGCCGCCGCCGCUUUAAAGCUUCCCGGCGCGGCGCCGCGCAGCACCCGCGCUCCCCCCGGCCGGGCGCGCCGAAGCGCGGAGCCGGCAGCGGCGCCGAGGGACGCGGGUGCCCCGGCCCCGGCGCGGAGCCUCCGCCGCCGCCGCUUCCCGCCCAGGGGCACCCGCGGCCAUGCGAGGCGGCCGCCCCCGCGGCCGCCCGGCUCGGCGCUGCCCGCCGCGGCUGCCCGCCGCCCCGCGCUGAGCCGAGCCCAGCCGAGCCGAGCCCAGCCGAGCCGAGCCGCCCCGCGGCACCAUGUCCCGGCGCAAGAUCUCCUCCGAGUCCUUCAGCUCGCUGGGCUCGGACUGCCCGGAGACCAGCCCCGAGGAGGAGGGCGAGUGUCCCCUGUCCCGCCUCUGCUGGAACGGCAGCCGCAGCCCCCCCGGCUCCGCCGACACCCCCUUCGCCGCCGCCGCCGCCGCCGCCGCCGCGGCCAGCGCCGGGGCGCGCCGCGCUCCGCGCCGCCGGCGGGUCAACCUGGACUCUCUGGGCGAGAGCAUCCGCCGCCUGACGGCCCCCGCGCCUCAGACCAUUCGGCAAACUCUUCAAAGGACACUGCAGUAUUUUGAGCAUCAAGUUAUUGGGUACAGGGAUGCAGAGAAGAACUUUCACAACAUAUCAAACAGAUGCUCCUAUACAGACUGCUCUGGCAAUGAAGAAACUGAAGAUGUCUCAGGAAUUCUCCAGUGCACAGCUAAUGUUCUUGGUCUGAAGUUUGAGGAAAUGCAAGAAAAGUUUGGGGAGGAAUUCUUCAAUAUCUGCUUUGAUGAGAAUGAGAGAGUUCUUCGAGCUGUAGGUGGGACCCUUCAAGACUUCUUCAAUGGCUUUGAUGCUUUGCUGGAGCACAUUAGAACUUCAUUUGGAAGACAGGCCACCCUGGAAUCCCCUUCUUUCCUAUGCAAAGAGCUCCCCGAAGGCAAUCUCAUGCUUCAUUACUUUCAUCCACAUCAGAUUGUGGGAUUUGCAAUGGUGGGAAUGAUAAAGGCAGCAGCAAAGAAGAUUUACCGCUUGGAAGUCGAAGUAGAACAGGUCACUAAUGAUAAAUUGUGUUCAGAGGGGACGAACCCAGGUAACUGCAGCUGUCUGACUUUCCUUAUAAAAGAACAUGAAAAUGCAAAUAUCACAAAAGCACUUCCACCGGGAACUUCCCAGUCCCCCUUAGACCUGAGGAUUAGCAUCAGCACCUUCUGCAGAGCUUUUCCCUUUCACCUGAUGUUUGAUCCAAACAUGCUGGUUCUCCAGCUUGGAGAAGGUCUUAGGAAGCAGCUCAGGUGUGACACUCAUAAAACUCUGAAAUUCCAAGAGUGCUUCGACAUAGUUUCUCCUAAAAUCAGUGCCACAUUUGAACGAGUUCUCCUGAGAUUAUCUACUCCCUUUGUCAUUCGGACCAAAGUUGAGGAUUCUGGCUCUGAAAAUAAAGACAAGGUGAUGGAAGUUAAAGGACAAAUGAUUCAUGUGCCAGAAUCAAAUUCGAUUUUAUUUCUGGGUUCCCCCUGUGUGGACAAGCUGGAUGAACUGAUGGGCCGAGGCCUCCAUCUUUCAGACAUACCUAUCCAUGAUGCUACUCGUGAUGUCAUAUUGGUUGGGGAGCAAGCAAAAGCCCAGGAUGGCUUGAAAAAACGAAUGGAUAAACUGAAGGCAACACUAGAAUGCACACACCAAGCCCUGGAAGAGGAGAAAAAGAAAACAGUAGAUCUCCUUAUUUCUAUUUUCCCUGAAGAAGUGGCUCAGCAGUUGUGGCAGGGGCAGCAGGUUCAGGCCAGGAAGUUUGAUGAUGUCACCAUGCUCUUCUCAGACAUUGUUGGCUUCACUGCCAUCUGUGCACAGUGCACGCCCAUGCAGGUCAUUAGCAUGCUGAACGAACUCUACACGCGGUUUGACCAUCAGUGUGGAUUCCUGGACAUCUACAAGGUGGAAACAAUAGGUGAUGCGUACUGCGUUGCAGCAGGGCUCCAUAAGAAGAGUCUUAGUCAUGCUAAAGCCAUUGCCCUGAUGGCACUGAAGAUGAUGGAGCUUUCAGAAGAGGUUCUCACUCCAGAUGGGAGCCCUAUUAAGAUGAGGAUAGGCAUUCACUCAGGAUCCGUGCUGGCCGGUGUUGUUGGUGUAAGAAUGCCACGUUAUUGUCUCUUUGGGAACAAUGUCACCCUUGCAAGCAAGUUCGAGUCAGGAAGUCACCCACGACGCAUCAAUGUCAGUCCAACCACAUACCAGCUUUUGAAAAACGAAGAAAAUUUUAUUUUUAUCCCUCGUUCCCGUGAAGAGCUUCCAGAAAACUUUCCAAAGGAAAUUCCUGGGAUCUGUUACUUCCUCGAGGUCAGAAGUGGUCAGAAGCCGCCAAAACCCUCCAUCACAUCUGCCAGAGUGAGAAAGGUUUCUUACAACAUUGGCACCAUGUUCCUCCGGGAGACUAGCCUAUGAGGCCUGCUGCAGAUCAAAGACUCAUCAAAAAAGCACAAGCCCAGAACUGGGUCAUGACAGGGGAGUUGGAGGUUCUUUCUAUUUCACUGCCUUGUUCUGAACAAGCAGUAAAAGCUCCAUGUAAUGUCAGGCAAUAAUAAUUUUAAAAGAUGGGUAACUGCUGUCAGUAAACAAAGUAGAGAUAGGGAAAAAAAAUUAAACAACAUACUUCCACUUCCAGAGGAAUUUCUUUCAUAAACUUCAGUCUGGCCCCUCUAUGACGAACAACAACAAACAAAACAAAAAAUACCCCCAACUCUCAAAUUAGAGGUUGGUUUUGUUUUGUGCAGAAAGGAUGAUGGUUCUCUGUAGAUUUGCACCAGCUAAGCAGAAUUGAGAGUCAGUUCUGAUUAUGCAUUCCUACAUCUAAUGUGUUCUUCAGUAAGGUAAUGAUGUUUUUUAACUUUAUGAACAAACAUUUCAUACAUAUACUGUAGACCUGUUGUAACCUUCCUGGCAGGAGGAACUAUAAUUCAAUACAAAUAUUGUAGGAAUUUUACCUAUUUUUAUACAUAUUUCACUUUCUGGAUAAUUACAUUCCACAUACUAUAAGCUGAGUGAUCUUAGACAGCUUUUCAGAAGAAGCUAGUGUAUAUUUCGUACAUUCUACGUAUCAAACCUUAUUGUUAUACAAGUGGGAAGAAGUCAUUUUUUGACUUUUUGGCAACAAAAAUAUUGAUGUUUUACAGUAAAAACCACUUUGGUAAAUCUCUUUACCUGAUGUUUAUGCUAAAGCUUUAGACGAGCAUUGUCUUGCUUAUAUAAAAUAAUGUUCAGUAUUUGUCCUACAGUGCUGUAUGUCCAGUCCUUCCAGGACAAUGCAAACAAAGUGUAGAAGAUCAACGUGUUGACAAACAGAAAAAUUCUGUUCACUGGGGCUAAAUUAUCAGCCAAAGUGAUUUUUGGUAGAAGUCCUGCACUUUUUUAACAAAUACGAUCUUUUGAAAACUUACAUCUAAGCAAUUCCAACAGACACUGGAAACUCUCUGGAUACUGGUUUUCCAUAUUUUUUUAAUAGGACUUGUGCUCCUACUCCAGUUAGAUUAUUGAAAAUCUUGUCUGUUAUUAAUGAUGCUCAUCUGGAAAUUUCCUCUGUUGCUGGAUUGGCUGAAAGGUCCCCUGCUUUAUCUAAUGUAGAUAGAAAAAAAAGAAAAAAACACUGAAAAGGGGAAGGCAGUGCUUUCCCAGGUUUAAUGCAACUGAAAGUUCAAGAUUUAGAUGAGUCCAUGUCAGUUUUUUUAAAAAAAGGACCAUUCUUUGCUGUUGAAAAUGAAUAUAGCUUUAUUGUCUUCAAUAAAUCCAGUUAGAACAAGAUGUGGAUCUGUCCCCUAAUAGGCACAUUUUCAGGCAUUGUUUGUUUCUCAGGUUUUCCUUUUCAAAAAUAAUGGCAGUCAGUUUCCCUCUGCAGGUGUACUUCCUUUAGGGCUGUCCUGAAGUGGGCCAGUGUUAUUCUGCUCUUGCAGAUUGUUAGUUAACACUUGUGCAGUGAUUCUGAAGCAGCUUAGCUUUAUGUGGGCCUGAUCAAAGCUCACUGAAAUCAAAGAUAAGACUCAACAGCACUAGGAGGCAUGAGAAGCUCUGCAUUUCUAUAAUCCAGACCAGAAAUUAGUUUACUUACGGAUUUGGUAGUCAUAACUUGAGGCACCUUUUGAAAAAAAGUAAAUAACUUUCACCACAUGUCCAAAUUAUGCAGUUAGACCUUUCUGUGGAGGGAAUGACAGUGCUCUAUUUCUCCCCUUUGACCAGUAGCCCAUGUUAGAGUGGGAACAAAUCAGUGUGGCACCACUAACCUAUGCUGAAUAUGCUUCAGGUUUCCUUUCCCUGAAGCCUUUCUGGAUGAGAAAGGACUAUCUUGAACCUAUACAGACUUCAGCAUGUAGAGGACAUCUGAACUUAUUAUGCAGGUGUGGUUUUUUCCUUGCCUGAAGAGGGUAGAUGCAUGGGAAUUAGCCCAGAAAUGUACUUAAAUGGAAAUUCCCUCGCUUUCUAGAGGAACACUGAUGUUAAAGAUUUCUUCCAUUGAUAUUAGAGCAUCCUUGGGAUUGGAGGAGUUAAUCUUUUUAUCUACCUUAUUGAAGAGCAUCUGCAGCUCUACUGCCUAUCUGAAAAAUGACUUAACAAAAACUGUUUGAGCUUGAGGUUACAGAAUUUCCAUCCAAACUACAGAUCUGAAAAUUUUAUUCAUAGGGUGACAAGUUUUAGCCUAUAGCCAUUAGUUUGCACACACAUGGGAUGUAGCAUGCAUUUUUUUCCCUGGGAACACCAGUGAAAGAUUAAAGAAUCAAAAAUGGAUCAAAGUUCAUGGUUCACUACUGGAAGAGGAACACCACUUCCUAGUUAAUAAAGCUGUGGUCUUGAUGUCAUUACCUAGUUCCCUAGAGUGAAUUUUUUUUUCAAAUAGCUAUCAAUAGAUUGAGAUUUCAUUCUGACUUCACUGGCACAUCCUCAUUGUUCACUAGGUGCUGAUGUCAGAGUACCAAUCUCUCGGGCCAGACUUUUUCUCUUCUUACCACCCCUAGUCCUCUGUGAAGAGAGCAAACAUAGAGGUUCAGACCAAAGGCUUGUAGUUCAAUAACCUGUCUCUCACAGUUGCCAAUAGGAAAUGUCUAGGUUAAUUCUGUGGCUGAUCUUGGUAGAACUAUGGAAACAUUUUCAUGAUGAAUAAAUGCUAAUUCACUAGCAAAUUGGAGAAGCAAUGUAAAAAAUUUUGUAGCACCAUCCUCAUCCUCUCAAGUGCCUGUUUGUUCUAUAAGGAAUUUUAUAAUCACAGAGAUCAGUGCAAAAACUGCAAAUUGGUGUCAGCAUCACCAUGGAGACAAUGAUAGUGUUUGCAAAUAAAUCAUCUAGCUCCCCAAAUUAGAGUAGAUUUACUGUAUAAGAGUAUACAGUCUCUACUUUUUAUAAGCUUGUGUAAAGGUAAUGUGUGGAUGCUAAGUGCUUUGGUAUUUGUUUCUGUGUUAUGCCAAGGGAAGUUAAUAGAAAAGUGUGGGCUUUUUAGGGACAUUUUUCUAUCUCAGUGUGAGAAAAGUGUAAAAUAUAUUCUCAGCACUCUUCAACUUAGUAGUUGCAUCUGUUGCCUUUAAUAUUAGGUUGCAAGUUUAUCUUUUUUGGACACCCCUGUGAAGUGAAUUGAAUUUUUUUGUCAAGGUUGAUGCUGUGAAGUCAAUUAGAUGGUAGUCAGACUCAACAUUUCUUCAACAAAUUUUCCUUUUAGUGAUAGGGAGCCUUUCUCAUUUGCCUGGCAUUGUCUUAAUGAAUAAAAGGGUUCUUGGAGUUUUUAUACCUUGGGCAAUGAGGUGGAGAGGUUAGAGGUGCUGAAAUGGAUGCAGAAAUCACAUACAAUAGCUGGAAUUUUCCUCUAAUAUUUUCCUUCCUAUAAAACAGAUUAUCUUUUUUUUCUCUGAUCAAGAAUUUACACACCUGUGUUUCUUCAUGUGGCUCAAAGUAGCAACAUCGCUGUCUUGAGUUUCUGUACCAAACAAAUUUCUCUGAAGAUAGAGGGAGGAUACCUGCUGCAUAUUGUCUGUACAGGGCAAAGGAAGGUUGAUGUGAGGAGCCUAGCUGGGGUCAUCGGUCUCUUUGCAGUAAACUUGUUCUGUGCAGCUUAGAGCUCUGCUUCAGGCUCAGAGGGACCAGAGGCCAUGGACUGAUCACAGAGGCAGACCCAGUGGCCAACUUCUUGUACAAAAGUCAUGAGGCCUAAGUAAACAGAGGCAACGGUCAUUCCCCUGGAGGACUUGUUACAGAUCUUGUGUCAGAUUCUUCCAUCUGCUUGAAGCUCCCAUCACAGAAUCUCUUCUGUGAUGCAGUGCAUAGAGGUCAGGAGCUUCCUUCUUAGGAAGUAGCGAUGGAGGUGGUAGAGUGGUGGAUAAAUUUGGUUCUACAUCUCUCUGGUAAUGUCUACCGUUCAAGGACAAAAGCCACUGCAUGGGAGAAUUGCUGCUCAGCCAGGACUCUCAAAGUGUGGUUUUCAUGCAGAUCCCACAGAAUAUUUCUUUUUUAAGUCCAAAGAGCCAAUAGUCAUUAACUGUGGUUGUGGUUUUGGCUUCACUGCUUAUUCCCACAUCUAGUUUCAGAUCUGAGUCUGUUUCCAAAGGCAUUCUGGAGCCUGGAAACAUGCCUCUGCAAACAGAAAACCAAAGCUUUUGGUUUUCUUGGAAAUCUUCUGUGGGAAUUGCCUAUUCUGAAGAAACCCUUACAGUUGAGUCAUUAGCAGGUCCUAUUGCGGUUCACAUGUGUGCAUAUGCCAUUUGACGCUAUGUCCUCCUGUGUUUACAGUGUUCCCUACCAAGCCCAGGUAUAGGAGGUGUAACCACUUUCUUUCUGUUUUCCAUUAACAUCCCUCUUUCAUUUUUUUUCCAUAUAAAACAAGAAGUGCAGAGCCAUGACACAUUGCAUGCAUUUGAAAGUAUCAUAGCACUGUACUGAGGCUUAAACUCUGCUAACUGAUUUCACAUUAUAUUACUUCAUCUGAAUAGAUCCUUCUCCCAGAUGAUUUAAAAAUGAAGAAAAAAAUACCACCUGUCCCGAGCUGCAAAUGAGUAUGAAACCUGCAUCAGUUGUUGGGGCAAGUUUAACUGCUGGACAGCUUUCAGAUUCUACAGCUGCCAGAGCCUGUCACACUGCCAUGCUUCCUGCAAACUGUCCUGCCAAGAAGUCUGUAGUCCAACCACAGCAUGGCAAACUUAUGGCAUUUUCUGGGCUUUCCUCUUUCAGUUGCAGGCCACUGCCUCACCUCUGCUGAGUGCUCAGAGCUCACUGAGGAGAGCUAAUUUCCUAUCCUAGUGCAGUCUCAGAGCUUCUGACUUCAUUUUUUUGUUCUGGUGAUCUUUUGCAAAAUUAUACAUGUUUCAUGUUGGAAAUAACAACAUGCUUUUAUAUUAGCAACAAAACAAGAAGCAUAAAAAGCUUGUCAAACUCAGAGACAGUUGGUUCUCUUCCUUCAAGGUAAGCCAUUAUUCAUAGCACUUCACUGUGAUUGAGGGUGCCAGUGACAGCAGAGGCUGUGGAUGAACUGAAGAUGCUGAGUGUGCAGGAGACUUGGCAGGUAGGAGUUGAUCAGCUCAUGCUACUGUUCAUAAUUCCAUCACCUUGCAUGCCAUUUCCUGCUCUUGGUCAGAUUUCUGCUCUUCCUUUAGGACCCUGUAUAUGACACAGAUAGUGAGCAAUUCCUCAUAUUUUUCUUAUUAGCAUCUGUUGUUGAGAUAGCUGCUUAUGUCUAAAUAAUAACUAGGAUUAAAGGGCUGAUCUUACUUGUCUUUGCAGCAAAGACAAAAUUGCUACAGUGACACAGCAGGCACUCACAUCUUUAGGGAGAAGACCAUAGUGCAAGGUGUCACUGGUGGAUUUGGGUGAAGUUAGUAUAUUAACAGUCCGUGGUACGUUUUUAACUUUCCCAAGCACUAAAUUUAUCCAUGCAGCUAGGAGUUAGUCCUUAACAAUGUUAUUAAUUUGCAAAGCAUGAGCAGCCUUACAACAAAAAUCUGUAAACUGUUUAGCCUCAUAUACGUGAUUGAUCUUUUGUGGCUUGGCUAUUAAUCAUUCAUGAAAGCAAGCAAAGCAGUGAAACUGGGGAAUAUAACAAUUCAGUCAUAGGUGACAGAUCAUUCACCUCCGCAGAUGCUUACUUGUUCCUGUGGCUUAGAAAGGUUGACCUCCAGUUAUCUGUGGUCCAGGUUAGUAUCACUGUGUGUCACUAUAGCAACAAAAUGGCCUCUGAAGAAACAGCAUGAGGUUUCUCAGUCUGCUUCCCUGCAGGCUGGGGUUCACAUUAGAGAGGCCAAUUCAGAAACUGAUGCUUUGCUGGCAGCCUUAACAAAAGGAUCAGUGGAGGCAGAUGCUAAACCGGCUGUUUGCUCCUGGGAUCUUAGUUACCAAAGGCAGAAUGAGGCUGAACAUGUUUUAUUUUGGACAAAAAGCGAAGACUCAGGAUUUCAGAGAAACAAGCACCUUCCCUGCUUUAUGGCUAGCAGGGAGGCAGCAGAGUGAAAGGGCAUCAAGAGGGACACACUGGCUGCCUCGGCUGCAGCAGCGCUCAUUUCUGCCUUCAGCUUUCCGGCCCACUUCAUCUUUAGCAUUCCAAGAACCAAGUUUCCUCUGAAGACUGGGGGACAGGUAAGCGCUUCAGGCACUUGUCCCCUCUGCUCUAGACACAGCAUAAGGUUGACUAAAUCCCUGAGUGUGUUUAACUUUCUCAGUGACCCAGAGGGCAAACUUAGACGAGACAUCUGUUUUUUAAGAUGGCCAAGGUAAGUGAGAUUGAUCCCACUGAAUUAAGCUCUUUCCAGCCCAAGUGCUGUGUCUCAAAUCUUUUAGUCUGUGCUGCUUUUCAGAGUUUUGCAUUGGCCAAAAUAAAUUGAAUUGAACUAAGUGGCAGAGGGAUAGAUUAGGAUUUCCAGGAUAAAUAGAGGUUUGAUACGGUAGCCAUGGCGACUGUCAAGAACAGGGGCUACUGCAGUUCUGGAAAUCUCUUCCUUCUGGUGUCUGAACCCUUUAGAUAUGAUGUCAGCACUGCCAAUCACAAGUCCUGGAUGCUAUUAGGACUGUGAUUUAGAAAAGCAUUUGAGUUUUGAGUUCCUAGCCCAAUUAUGCAAAACCUCUGUGCCAUCUGCACCUGAACCAUAUGCCAGAAUGCCUACAUAAACCUUUUUAAUUAUGCUGUAGUAAAGAUGGUAAUAAAAUAUAUAAAUUUUAGAGGGCAGAGAGAUGGUUGCCAGGUUAUCAUUAACAUAUAUUUUUUUGCACUUUUGUGAAUUUGUAGGGCCAGAAUUAACUUUCCAUUAGCAGAAGGUCUCACAUUGAGCUACUUGCUUUCUAGACAAUUAUUCCCUAGCAAUACUGUCUAAUGACUACUCUUGAAGCAAUAAGUAAAGCCAUGCUAAUCUAGUCUGUGUAGAUUCUUGUACAACACCUAUUGUGUUAAUAAACUGCCUUUUAGCAGAACAUUAAAUGACAGAAUAACACCCUGUCAUGUAUUGUUUUUCCUUCUAUCCUCUUCCCCAGGGAAGAAGGGUAUGUGGUGGAAUCAAUGAUUUUGUGAGGUGUUGCCUUUUUGAUAUUUUUCUAAAAAUACAUAUUGCUACUUGUUUAAGUAAGGAAGAGCAAGAUCAGAACUAUAAACCAGGAUUAGAAAAGAGUUUUAGUUGUAAAGAGAGUAUUUUAAAGACUGCCCACUGAGUAGGACAGGUUUCCAUAUAUGUAAGAUAUACCCAGUAAUGAUAAAUAUGACAAUAAAGCAGGCAGAUAUAUAAUGGAUAACUUCUGCUUUAUACACAACUGUAAAUAGAUGCUAAAACUGAUUAAUACUCAGAGAGGAGGGAUACUGUUUAAUCCAUUUUGGCAUUUGUUUAUUACCAGUAUAUCUCUAAGGUAUUAUUUUUUACUUCCCCAAAGAGUCUGGAACAUACUGUUAAAUCAAUAUCAGAGUUUCUGAGCUUAUUGCAGAAGAACAUGGUUAGGAAUAAAUAACAACUCAAAGAGAGGUUUUUAAUAGAAAGAACACAUCAUAUGGAAAAGAGAAAAGAGCUAUGGACAUGUAUUUUUAUUUUUAAAGUUUCUAUGGCAUUUCUGAUUCAUAAAAAUCAUUCUGAAACUGUACACUUAAAGCACAGCUGCUUGGCUCAAGUUAUCUGCAUUUGCUAAGAAGAAAGAGGCAAAAUUUUCAAAGUCACAUAAGGGGCAUACUUCUUAAUUCCAUUUUCUCUGUUUAAACAUAACCUCUUUCUGAAGGUUGAACCUAAUGUUGCUGAAUGAUCCUGAGGUUCUGAAUGCCUAAAUAAGCUUUGCAAAUGUAGGUUAUAAAUUCAUAUAAUUUAUGCUCCUUUGAAAUGUUCAUACUGAUGUGUGAAAGCAAAUUCUAAAUAUCCAGCCAGCAGCAAAGGUGCAUUUUCCUAGUGUUAACCUGUGCUGGAUGAUGAAAUGUGGAAUUGUUUCUAAUCUAUGCAGGGUUUUUUACACCUUUUUUCAAGGUGAUGCUCCCAGAUGUGUUGCUGUGAGCAUAUGAAUGCUCUGGUCUUCAGUGGGGAUAAGGCUUGUUACCCACCUUUAUAAUGUUCUGAGGGAUCCUAAGGGAGAAAGCACUGCUCAGCCAACUCCAAUUUAGCUCAUCUACUGAGGGAGUGUCAAGCUGAGUCUAAGAUUUACUUUCCCAUUAAUUCUCUAAGUCUAAAGUGCCACAUGCAUGCUGGUGUUUAAGUGUGUAAGCAUUCCUCUCCAGAAACUUCUCACAGGUCCUGCAAAGUAUGUAGGUAAGAAGCCAAUGGAGAGAAAGCAGCUGAAGAAAGUGAAGUAUGUGUGUAGGAGAGAGCUGCUGUGCAUAGAUGUGUUGCUGAUUCUCAGCUUUCUUGUAUUUGGAAGUCAGAUGACCCAGAGAGUAUUCUGGGUAUGGUGCAAAAUGCAAGAAAGUGCUGUGCAUAAUGUCAUGAACUCUCAAGGCAUUAGGAUGAGUUUUAGAGCUCAUAAUCCUUGGAAUUUUAGUGGAAUUGCAUAAGAAGUGCAUUAUUUUAGAAGGGGGAAAGUUGCUUUGUAUUUUAAAUGAGAGUUGAAUCCCUAGUUGCAGAGGAAAAUUGUAGAGGAAAAGUCUAAAAAUUCUAAAUGCAAAAUGCAAAGAAGACUGUCCCUGUACCAUUUGACUUUUCUGGGGGUAGGACUCAGAAUUCUCCUAUGAGUUUCAUUACUGAAUGCAGACCUCGAGGUGAAAUGUUAAAACUGAAGUACUUUGCCAGCUGGUAGAAAUUUGGAGGUGAUAGUAAGAAUGCCUUUUAAAAAGUAUGUAGGGAUAUGGUACUUAAAUGUUAGCACGUCAAGAAAGUGGAAGCUCUUCUCCUUUAUAAGUAAAUAUUGUUUAGAAAUAUCUAAACUGAAAGAAAGCUUGGAAGACUACUGUAUCAUAACAAAAAGAUACAAAGUCUAUGACACGAUCUACAGCUCACACCAUUCCUUCUGAAACAGUCCUAUACAUGGAGUUUUCAGAAUCACAUUCAACCAACAGCUGUUUAUAGGUAAUUUCAGAGAGAGCAGUAUUUCACCAAGCACCUUCUGCAAAAAUCCCAAGCAGAUCUUUUUAGGUAAGGCCUAGAUUUAACUCACUUGGUUUAAGAGGUAGACUACACCCCAACGCACGGUUUUAAAUGUGCUUCCUAACAUGGGUCAGCAUUUUGCCUGUUACUGAACUCUAAAUAAAGCCCAGUCUAGACAAAAUUCCCAUCCCAAUACACAGCAUUUAUAUUGCCUCACUAGAAAAUCAGCAGUUCACUAAGUUCAGCCAUUAAUGUCUUUGAUGCUGCAGUAUUGCUUAUUAUUCUUACAUCUCACUCUGCCCAAGUUACACUGGGACCCAUUAUGCUCUAGAGCACCAAGGAGUCUGGCAAUUGCUGUAAGGUUGAGGGAAGUUCAGCUAAUCUAAAUUAAGGUAUUUAAAAAUUAUGUCUGGUCUGAGCUAGUCAAGUCAGUUUCCUCUACAGUCAGUGCAGACAUCCUGGCAUCUCAAAGAAUGAUAGACAGUUCCUGGUUAAAGUGUUUAGGAUGAGAUAAAUCACUGCCUCUCUCCCCAGUGACCACAGUGUGAAGGUGGAGGACUAGUUCAGAUUAGCUGCCAUACUGUAGGUGAGAUGAAUUCCACUGCUAUAAGAAUGUGAGGAUGUAAUAGGAUAAAACAGCAAAUAUGCAUGGAGAGAAACGUAUCAGGGACAGGGGCCAGGCUGCAGCCAAAGACUCAAAGGGUCAUGGUGGUAAAAUUAUUAAUAUUUAAGAUUUGAGAGAUCUGGCUAAGAGGUUUAUCCUAACUAAAAGAACAUACCUUUCAACUAAAAACUAAUAGUCUGUGAUUGUUUCCAACUCCCCACAUCUGGGCUAAGAAAAUACUGGUGUGUCACUCUUGUAGGCUCCACCAAGAGCCAUCUCUCCAUAUCACCACAUUAUUUACUGCUUGAUUCCUUCUUAGAAUAGUGGCAGUUGGAACAUUCCUACUUAAGGAGUCCAUCCCUCCCAGGGGUGGAUACUUGGUUUUGUUAACAUUGAAAUGGUCGUUUUUCCUCACCUCUUUUUUCUUUUCUGAAACAGUAUGUAGGUUGGUCUCUUCAGUCACUUGAUGGUCUCUGCAAUUGCUUGAGAAAGAACAGGGGAGCAGAGAGGGACAUGCUGGCUGAAUGUUCUCUCACUACAAUCAUAGCUACUAAAGCUUCUGUCUGACCUGUCUUAUAUUGUACUUGUGUUAUUAGGCACAAGAUUCUCUGAAAAGAUCUUGGGUCAGGCUGUGAACCAGAAGCAAGUGGGAAUAGCCAGGGCUGCCUCUCUGCUAUACUGCUCCCACACUUCUGCUUGCAAUUGCCAUUCUGAUCCUUAGACAUCUGUGGUGAUUUCCACCACAGUCCUGGUUAGGGAGGUCGUGGGAAAGUUCUUUUUGGGAAGAAGCAAUAGUAUGCAGUCCUCCACACUGUGAACUGUCACUCUCUCCAGAGAGAAGGAAUUAGAAAUAGUAUUGUCUGCAAGAGCUGAGAAAACUUGCAGAUUUUCCAUGUACAGUAAACAGUUUCUAUAAUUACCAGGAAAACAAAACAGAGAGGCAAGGUUGUGCAGCAGGGGCAUCCCGUCUCAUGCACACUGCUGUGAUAAUGAAAGCCAAACCCUGCAGAAUUGCAGGCGCAUUAUUUUCACUUGCUUUAAAGGUCAGCUAAGAAGCUAAUUUCUCAAAUGGGCUCAUAGCUCUGAGACAACGUAACACUAGUUGUUUUUUCCAAUGAAUUGCAGUUGUCAGAGAAACUGGAUUAGUAGCUCACGGAGCUAAAAAUAGACAUUAUGCGCUUGCCAGAGAAGAAUUAAUUCAGUAACAGAGGUGAAGGUAUAUCAAAAUAUCAUAACAUCUGGAGAAAGAAAAAAAAAAAAAAAAAACAAACAAAAAAUGCUCAACUGAAAGCAAGUUAACCGUAAAAUUACAUUAAAAAUAAUCUGAAUCACCAACUGGACAAAUGACAGGGUUUAGUCUUGAUUAUGUUUUAUUCACCUUCCAAAUCCACCUUGUGGUUGCUGCUUUAUCAGCUGCAUCAGUUUGGCCACAGUCUUUCCAAAGCCAUGUACCUCAAGUUAGGCAGUGAAAGUCAUUAUGUUCAAGCUAUUAUUUGAAUAUUGAAAAAAAACCCAGUCUUUGGCUUAACAUUUUUAUUGGAGGGGGUGUGUGGUGUAGAUAAUUUAUUGCUAAACUUAUUCAAUAGAAAAAUAAAAACUAAAUUCCCAAAGCCCAAAUCUAAUAAGAGAGCUACAGUGGAAGCAACUUUCCAAACCUCAGCAUGUCUUUACUAAAAUGUGGAUACUUAUUUUUCAUUACAUCAAACAUUUGCGUUUUAAAGAAUUCUGUUUUAUACUAUGAUUUUGCAAAAUUGUAUUACUGCUUGCUUGGACUUAGAAAAAAAAAUAAAA